Oryza brachyantha (malo sina) is the source of this 722-nucleotide messenger RNA. Its product is annotated as thioredoxin H-type. Bases 84 to 449 code for a protein of 121 amino acids. The transcript has 3 exons. The record is from RefSeq and is a predicted model, not a curated record. Gene Ontology annotation, molecular function: protein-disulfide reductase activity. NCBI's taxonomy places the organism in Eukaryota, Viridiplantae, Streptophyta, Magnoliopsida, Poales, Poaceae.
CACAAGAGGAAAAGAAGAACAAGGAAAAAAAACAUCAUUCACACCCGAAACCCUCUCUUGAUCUCGCCGAGGAGGAGGAGGCAAUGGCCGCCGAGGAGGGAGUCGUGAUCGCGUGCCACACCAAGGAGGAGUUCGACGCCCAGAUGGACAAGGCCAAGGCCGCCGGCAAAGUGGUCAUCAUUGACUUCACUGCUUCCUGGUGCGGUCCUUGCCGCUUCAUCGCCCCUGUGUUUGCAGAAUACGCCAAGAAGUACCCUGGUGCUUUCUUCCUGAAGGUUGAUGUUGAUGAGCUGAAGGAAGUUGCUGAAAAGUACAACGUCGAGGCGAUGCCGACCUUCCUAUUCAUCAAGGAUGGUGCUGAGGCCGACAAGGUCAUCGGCGCCAGGAAGGACGACCUCCAGAACACCAUCGUGAAGCACGUCGGAGCUACUGCGUCUGCUUCUGCCUAAAAAUGGCAACAAUACCAGUUACAAAUAAGGGCCAGCACCUGGUGUUGUGGUAGACUAGUACUAGUACUAGUAGAAGAAUUAGCCACCAUUGUCGUGGCUUUGGCUUGAAUGUGACUGAACAUCAUGUGAAUUUGAUUCCGAGUUGUCCUUUUAAAUUCCUGAGAUAUAGCUGUUUGUGGAAGUUUGGAUCUGGCUAUUUUGUACGUAUGCAAGUUUGCGAGUAUUAAGCAAAUUAUAAAUAUGAUGAUGAUGCUGGCAAUCUUGUGCAGAUAA